Molecule: messenger RNA, 686 nt
Organism: Anopheles nili
Lineage: Eukaryota; Metazoa; Arthropoda; Insecta; Diptera; Culicidae
Gene: Bet3
Product: trafficking protein particle complex subunit 3
Exons: 2
Coding region: 1-537 (178 amino acids)
Biological process (GO): endoplasmic reticulum to Golgi vesicle-mediated transport; intra-Golgi vesicle-mediated transport
Cellular component (GO): TRAPP complex; cis-Golgi network membrane; cytosol
Source: RefSeq, a predicted model, not a curated record
AUGUCUCGCCAAAGCACACGCCUCGACACGAAGAAAGUGAACUCGGAGCUCUUAACACUUACCUACGGCGCGCUGGUGUCGCAGAUGUUGCGUGACUUCGAAAAUGUCGACGACGUUAACAAACAGCUUGACCGUAUCGGGUUCAACAUGGGCAUGCGGUUGAUCGAAGACUUCCUUUCGCGAACCGGCUCAGGCCGGUGCCUGGAUAUGCGCGAAACGGCGGACAAGAUUCAGCUGGCCUUCCGCAUGUACCUGAAUGUGCAGCCGACCAUCUCAAACUGGGCGGCUUCCGCUGAUGAGUUUUCGCUCAUCUUCGAUACGAACCCGCUGACGGAGUUUGUGGAACUGCCGGCUGAUUAUCAGCAGCUGCGUUACAGCUCUAUCCUGUGCGGGUGCAUUAGGGGUGCGCUGGAGAUGGUGCAGCUUGAGGUGCAGUGCUGGUUCAGUCAGGAUCAGCUGAAAGGCGACGCGACGACGGAGAUUCGGGUUAAAUUCGUGCGCCGGCUUGAGGAUGCUGUACCCGCAGGAGAAGACUAAGGACCGCAGCGAUUUCCUUCGUUACGCAUGCAUUCCGAAAGAUCUGCUGACGCUAUGCGUUCUUCGAAGUUGUAACAACUCGUGGUCGAGAACGAGGCGGGUCAAACGGGAGAAUCCCUACUUGAUAUUUUUUUAUGUUUGUUAAGAAA